AUGACUCAACUUACCGAUGGUCAGCUCAAUGCGAUUAGCAUUAUGGAGCGAACCUGCUCUGCCAUCUCCCUUCUUGGUUGCAUCUUCACAAUCGUUACAUUUGUUUGUUUACGCGCCUUCCGAGAGAAACCUGUCAACAGGCUCGUAUUCUACGCAUCCCUCGGCAACAUGGGAAGCAACAUUGGCACCCUAAUGUCCCGUUCAUUUCUCGACGACAUCGACUCAUUUGGGUGCCAAUUUCAAGCCAUGUUGGUUCAAUGGUUCAUGGCCGCGGAUGUGGGGUGGAUAAUUGCUAUGGCUGUCAACGUCUAUCUAACGGUGUACCGAAAGUUUGACAUAAAACGGCUGCACAAGAUGGAGCUAAUCUAUCUCCCAGCUUGCUACGGCAUUCCAUUUAUACCAGCGUUCACAUACCUAUUCGUUAGGCACAACGGACAAAGGGUGUAUGGAGACGCGAUACUAUGGUGCUGGAUCUCCAGCGACCUUGAGGCUCUGCGCAUUGCGACUUUCUACGCCCCUGUUUGGGCUAUGAUCCUUGUAACAUUCACAAUCUAUAUUAGUGCCGCUCGCACAAUCUUCAAGAUCCGCAAACAAGUCCACGAGCUAAAUUCCGAUUACGACCUAAACUCGUUCACUAGUGCCGAGGUUACCACAGUGAAUGAAACCGGGACUUCGACAUUGACAGGCGGCGGUGUAGUGUGGACUCAUACUCGCCUUGUUUACCAACAGACGACGACCGUUCGACUUCCUCAACGUGGGUCACAGAAUGCUGUUCAACCGGGCUUUGUUCACCGUCGUCGAAGCUACGAGCAUAAAAAUGCCGCGUGGUCUUAUACCAAGUGCGCCUUGCUCUACUUUACAGCCAUCCUCAUCACCUGGAUUCCUGCCAGUGCCAAUCGGGUCUUCUCGCUGGUUCACAAUGGCGAGGCUUAUGCUCCGGUGGCUUAUAUGAGUGCCAUUGUGCUGCCUCUGCAGGGGUUUUGGAACUGGAUCAUAUACGUUGUGAUGUCAUGGACUGCGUGUAAGAAGUUGGCCCAAGAUAUCAAGGCUAAAAGCUUCGCCAUGUGGGCGAGAGCUUCAAGUACGAGCGGCCCAAAUCGAAACACGCAACCUCACCAGUAG
Messenger RNA from Pochonia chlamydosporia 170, 1122 nucleotides. Its product is annotated as G-protein coupled receptor. Gene Ontology annotation, biological process: adenylate cyclase-activating G protein-coupled receptor signaling pathway; cell surface receptor signaling pathway. Bases 1 to 1122 code for a protein of 373 amino acids. Gene Ontology annotation, molecular function: G protein-coupled receptor activity. The transcript has 3 exons. Lineage: Eukaryota; Fungi; Ascomycota; Sordariomycetes; Hypocreales; Clavicipitaceae. The record is from RefSeq and is a predicted model, not a curated record. Gene Ontology annotation, cellular component: plasma membrane.